ACCCCCCAACCCGAACACCAAAUUACAAAAAUAAAAAAUAAAAUAAAAUAAACCAACAAAAACACUUUCCAAUUUCCAUUCUCUUCUUGCUUUGAAAUAACUAGAAAUCAGACAAUCAAAUCAAAAAAUCAAAUGCUUCGAAAAACCACCAAAAAAAAAAAAAAAAAAAACUUGCAAACCCAAAAAAUUCAAAAAAGCAAAAACAACCCUCCUCAAAAGCAAAACCCCAAAAACAUCUCCUCCCCAAUAUUCUCUUUCUCUCUCUGCUUUCCGUGAUCAACGGAAUAAGAAGCCCUCUUACUGUCUAAAUCCCCACCAGAGAAAGAAAAAAGAAAAAGAAAGGAAGAAAAUGUUCAGACCAUGACUACGACGCCGUCUCAUCCUCAGUCUCAGUCUCAGUAUCAGUAUCAGUCUCAGCCUCAGCCUCAGCCACAGUCAUCCCCACUACAACAACAACAACAACAGCAACAGCAACAACAACAACAACAACAACAACAACCACCACCACCCCAACAGCCGAGAGCUGUCCACAAGCUCCUCGUCGUUGUGGUCGAUGCUCGUGACCUUCUUCCCAAAGACGGCCAAGGAAGCUCAAGCCCAUACGUCCUUGUAGAUUUCGAUGGCCAAAGGAGACGGACUUCCACAAAAUACAGAGACCUCAACCCAGUAUGGAACGAAGCCCUCGAGUUCAUCGUCUCCGAUCCCGAAAACAUGGAUUACGAGGAGCUCGAGGUCGAGGUUUACAACGACAAGAGGUACGGAAGCGCCAGUGGCAGUGCCAGGAAGAACCACUUCUUGGGGAGGCUCAAGCUUUACGGAAGCCAGUUCUCCAAACGUGGCGAAGAAGGUCUGGUGUAUUACCCACUGGAGAAGAGAAGCGUCUUCAGCUGGAUUAGGGGCGAGAUUGGGUUGAGGAUUUGUUACUACGACGAAUUGGAGUUUGAUGAAUCGGCUCUACAGCAGCCUCCGCCCGAAGAUGUUCCGCAGGAGAAACCGAAAUCUCCGACGCCUACGGUCGUCGAGGAAAGCAGAGCGUUCGAAGUUCCUCAUCCGAUGGUGGAACCUCCCGGAGGUUUUCCCGAUGCUGUCGAGCACUUACCUCCGGUAGUCGUUAUCCAAGAAUCGCCGCCGCCUGUGGUGCAUUACCAGGCUGAUCCACCUGCGCAGGAGACGGUGGGUGGUCCGCCGCAGCAGGAGAUGCAGUAUCCGCCGCCGGAGGUGAGGAAGAUGGAGACUCGGAGAGGUGAAAGGAUUAGGGUCUUAAAGAGGCCCAACGGAGACAAUAUUUACUCUCCUCGGAUCAUCGCCGGGAAAUUCGGAGGACGAGGAGAUCAUAACCAUAAUAAGACGGCGCCGGAGAGGAUCCAUCCAUACGAUCUCGUGGAGCCCAUGCAGUACCUUUACAUCAGGAUCGUCAAGGCUCGAGGUCUCGCACCGAAUGAGAGUCCGUACGUGAAGCUCCGUACGUCCAACCACUUCGUGAAAUCGAAGCCGGCUAUCCACCGUCCCGGAGAACCAACCGACUCGCCGGAGUGGAAGCAGGUCUUCGCCCUCGGUCACAACAGGCCCGAUUCGGCCUCCACGACGUUAGAGAUCUCCGUCUGGGAUUCACCGUCGGAGCACUUCCUAGGCGGCGUGUGCUUCGACCUCUCCGACGUCCCCGUACGCGAUCCUCCAGACAGUCCUUUGGCUCCGCAAUGGUACAGACUAGAAGGCGGCGCAGGAGAUCAGAAUUCCUGUAGAGUCUCCGGCGACAUCCAGCUUUCCGUUUGGAUAGGAACCCAAGCCGACGAUGCGUUCCCAGAAGCAUGGAACUCCGACGCUCCGUACGUGGCGCACACGCGCUCGAAGGUUUAUCAGUCUCCAAAACUGUGGUACCUGAGAGUGACGAUAAUGGAUGCUCAAGACCUCCACAUUGCUCCGAAUCUACCUCCAUUGACGGCCCCAGAGAUCCGAAUCAAAGCGCAGCUAGGGUUUCAAUCGGUGAGAACAAGACGAGGGUUCAUGAACAACCACAGUGCGUCGUUUCACUGGAACGAGGACCUUUUAUUCGUCGCCGGUGAGCCUCUGGAAGACUCGCUGAUCCUUUUCGUGGAGGACCGUACUACUAAAGAUCCAAUGCUUCUCGGCCACGUCCGUGUUCCCGUGAGCUCGAUCGAGCAACGGUACGAUGAGCGCUACGUGGCAUCAAAGUGGUUAGCAUUGGAAUGCGGUGGGGGAGGAUGUGGGUCCUACUGUGGUAGAAUCCAUCUCAGGCUAUGCUUGGAAGGCGGUUAUCACGUGCUGGACGAAGCGGCGCACGUGUGCAGCGACUUUCGGCCAACGGCUAAGCAGCUGUGGAAGCCGGCUAUUGGAAUCAUGGAGCUUGGAAUCCUGGGAGCUCGUGGAUUGCUCCCCAUGAAAUCCAAAGGUGGAGGUAAAGGGUCCACGGACGCUUACUGUGUGGCCAAGUAUGGGAAAAAAUGGGUCCGCACGAGAACAAUCACUGACAGCUUCGAUCCACGAUGGAACGAGCAGUACACGUGGCAGGUCUUUGAUCCAUGUACGGUCCUGACCAUCGGUGUGUUUGACAACUGGCGGAUGUUUGCUGACGUGUCUGAGGAAAUGCCCGAUAACCGAAUAGGGAAAGUUCGGAUCCGGGUAUCCACAUUGGAGAGCAACAAGGUGUAUACCAAUUCGUAUCCGUUACUGGUUUUGUCGAGAACCGGGUUGAAGAAAAUGGGCGAGAUUGAAUUGGCAGUCCGAUUCGUUUGCCCGUCUUUGUUGCCGGAUACCUGCUUGGUUUACGGGCAGCCAUUGUUGCCGAAAAUGCACUAUCUGCGACCUCUUGGUGUGGCUCAACAGGAAGCUUUGCGCGGAGCCGCCACGAAAAUGGUGGCGGCCUGGCUCUGUAGGUCCGAACCGCCAUUGGGUCCGGAAGUAGUCCGGUACAUGUUGGAUGCGGAUUCUCACACAUGGAGCAUGAGGAAGAGCAAAGCCAAUUGGUUUCGGAUCGUGGCGGUUCUUGCUUGGGCGGUCGGGUUGGCAAAAUGGUUGGAUGAUAUCAGAAGAUGGAGAAACCCGGUAACCACGGUACUUGUCCAUAUCUUAUAUUUGGUGCUUGUUUGGUACCCUGAUUUGAUUGUCCCAACUGGGUUUCUAUACGUGUUCUUGAUCGGUGUUUGGUAUUAUCGAUUCCGACCCAAGAUACCAGCGGGUAUGGAUAUCCGAUUGUCCCAUGCGGAUGCUGUUGACCCGGAUGAGCUUGAUGAGGAAUUUGAUACAAUCCCAAGUUCUAAACCACCGGAUAUAAUAAGAAUAAGAUAUGACAGGUUAAGGAUGUUGGCAGCCCGUGUCCAAACAGUGCUGGGUGAUUUUGCAACACAAGGAGAGAGACUCCAAGCCUUGGUGAGUUGGAGGGACCCAAGAGCUACAAAAUUGUUCAUUGGGGUGUGCCUGGCUAUCACUAUGGUACUCUAUGUGGUGCCACCAAAAAUGGUGGCUGUGGCACUUGGUUUUUACUAUCUACGCCACCCCAUGUUUCGGGACCCAAUGCCGCCGGCUAGUUUGAACUUUUUCCGGCGGCUACCCAGCUUGUCAGACCGGUUAAUGUAGAGUCAUAGAAGGUAGAUGAUUAUUAGAAUUUAUUUUGUUUUUUUCUUUUUUUUCUUUUUUUUUUUUUGGUGGAGAGGGGCAUUUUAUAUGCAAAAUUGUGGGAAUGAGAAUGUUAUUUUCUAAUAAUAACACAUUUUGGAGAAGUGAGAAAAAGGGGAGAGAAUGGGAUUAAAGAGGGAGAUUCAAGUUGUGAUGUUUUUUCUUUAAUUUUUGGUGGGGGAUAUUUGAAUUGAUUGACUAACUAUUCAAAACUUGAAAUAAGAGAAAAAGAAGGUGGCCGAGAGAGAGUUUAGUGGGGUUAGAAAGUUGAAUGUUUGAGAUUUUAAAAAGAAAAAAAGGGUAGGGAUUUGAGAGUUUCCUGCGAUGAUGUUGGGGAAAGUAUGAGCAUUUUGUAUUGCUUUUUCUAACAUCUGAAAUUGCAUACGUAUAGUUUUCUUGUAUCAGCUUUCAUGUUGAUCAAUCUCAUUUUGAGUAAAUAAGUUUUGCCAAAAAUUUAGAUCUUUGUCUUUCUGGACCAUUUUUUUGAGAAAAUUAGGCAUUAUGAUCUUUCUCUGUUUUAGGUAUUAAGUGUACUUUGACAAUUCUUCAAUCAAAGAUUUUUUUUUA
Molecule: messenger RNA, 4200 nt
Organism: Ziziphus jujuba (common jujube)
Lineage: Eukaryota; Viridiplantae; Streptophyta; Magnoliopsida; Rosales; Rhamnaceae
Product: protein QUIRKY
Exons: 1
Coding region: 361-3594 (1077 amino acids)
Source: RefSeq, a predicted model, not a curated record